Molecule: messenger RNA, 3343 nt
Organism: Trematomus bernacchii (emerald rockcod)
Lineage: Eukaryota; Metazoa; Chordata; Actinopteri; Perciformes; Nototheniidae
Gene: bean1
Product: brain expressed, associated with NEDD4, 1
Exons: 5
Coding region: 141-854 (237 amino acids)
Source: RefSeq, a predicted model, not a curated record
GUUCAAGCAGACCGUGCAUUUCAAAGGCCUCUCUGGUUCUACAUGUGUGCAGUUUCAUUUAUAGCAGCAGUGUGUGGUGGUUGAAGUUGGCUUCCUGCCUGUUGAGAUGUACCAAUAGGAAUCACUGUGAGCGGGGGUUCAUGCUGAUGAAAUUGAUCUGCUCAGUGAGCUCCAACCAGAGCCAUGGGGAGUUCCCGGACUGCCGCAGCGAGAGGGAGUUUGGGGGGGAGGCGUCUCUGCUGGUGUCUCCUCUGGUGCUGGCGGGGAUCGUUAUAGGUCUGGUGCUCUUCCUCUCCUGCGUCACCAUCAUCGUCGGCAGCCUGCGCAAAGACAGCCGCCUCCGAAACCCUCACCUCAGAGCGAGCUACGGUCUGGAUGGUUUUUCCUACGGAGGCUCAGUAGGAGAGCUGAGAUCGACCUGCUUAGAAGAUUUCCCUCCGGGUUUAGACUUUGAUUCGUACAGAGAGACUUUGUCCCAGGUCAACAGCUUUUACCCCGACUCACCACCACGAUACGAUGAGUGUGUCGGCCCUGGAUCGUCUCAGAUGUUCCUCCCUACAGACGACCCUCCUCCUUACUCCCUAUUGGACCCCUGUCAGAGGGGGGAGGAACAGGAUCCGUCUCCCCAGGAUCCAUCUCCAAACUACGGGGAGACUUCAGCCAGCGCCUCCUGGUUCUCCCCCUCUCAUUUCCCACUGGAUCAUCAACACAUCGCCUCCAUUUCCUUCCCGAUGGAGGCAGCGCCGCCAUAUGAGGCCGUUUUGUCCAAUCAGCCCCUCCCCCUCAUGCCAUGUGACCUCUAUAAACACCAAUCAGAGGUGGCGGCGGACCAGAUUUUGUCGGACUUUAAUUAAUUUGUUGCUUCCACCUGCGCUGUUGGAUGUCCCCGGUUGAAUUAUUACAAACACUGGGAACAAAAUGGGUGUCAGGAGCAGCUGUGACUCUAAUAAGAUUUGACUCUGACACUUCAUAAAAGGCGGGAAACUUGCUCAACGGACUGGAAAGAAGCUCCAGUUUUCAGGAGGAAGUAAAAACACACUGUAUUGUAAUGUGUCUGGAUUACCUUCCUCUUAUUGAUGCUCCCUUGGACGAAGACUCUCCUACUCUUACAUCCAAUAAUACGAUCAUACGUCUAGUUCGGUUUUUUGCCAUGUUUUGACUUUUGACCGUCCACAUAGCACCUUUUGUCAAUGUUUCUAUGACACGAUAUCUUGAUAACGUAUCACAGCUGUUGUAGGACAGACUAGCUCCAAUCCUUUGCCUUCUCUCUAUCUCAUUGUGCUACUAAGAUAUGUGUUUGACAUUGUUUUUAACUCACACUUUGUCUGAUUGAGCUUCAGUCUGACAGCCGCAGAGCGAAUAAGACGAUCCAAGUAGGGACAUUUAAGGAUGACUCUGAUGUCUCAUUGUCUGGAUAGUUUCUGUCUUACGUGACAACACCAGCGCUUUGAUAAUAACUUCAAAUAUGUUCAAUUAGACGACCAAAAACAGGCGAACCCUAACCUUAUUGGAACCAAUCGCUGGCUAUGUGGACACAAGCUCUUGAUCUCUCCGUAUUAAAUGAGAACUCAUGUUUAGGGGUUUAGCUGCAACUCAAAUCUGUUGUAAUCAAACUGUAGAGGACAGAAAGCUGUGUGUAGAAGAGUGUGAUCAAUGUCAGUGUGGUGUUUAGAGAAGUAGCUUUAAAGCACACAGAGUACUACCCUUCCUUUUGUGUUGAUUGUACCUUAACCCGAGUAUUGUACACAAAAUCCUCGAGUACCAGAACAGCUGUGUAGCUUUAAAGAGGCCCUAUUAUGCUAUUGUUCCCCUUUCCUGUAGUGUGUUAUAUAGGUUUUAGUGCAAGUAAAUGGUCUGCAAAGGCUAAAAUCCCUGUGUUCCCUACUCUGCCUUUAUUGGACUCCUUUGUUUACUUCCUGAACAUAAUGACAUCACUAUAUAACACUUGCAGGAGUACAAACUGUACCUGAUAGGCUAAGGGGGCGGGACAUCUCUAAGAGGUGGAGCAAUCACAACAGAGCCAGCCAGCUAACCAAUCAGAGCAGACAUUUUAAACAUUAACAAAUGCACAAAUUACAACUAUUAACCUGAAAAAGAGCAUAAUAGGGCCCCCUUUAAGUGUAGAAAUAUCGUUCUUCAUGGUUUGAAGAUAGAAUUGUUGAUGAAAUUACCAUUAAAUAAAGACUAAUUACAUAGAACUGAAGACUGAGUUUAUACGUGCAGCUUUAUGGAUAUUUGCAGCAUUCAUAUGUCAUCACCAGAGAGGGAACUUGUUGUCCGAAACUCUUUCUAUCAAGGGCUCUGGUUUUAUUAUAUAUAUGUAUUAUUAUAAUAUUGGACCCCAGCAGCCAGAUGUAGCUCGAAGCCCUCCUCAUAAAGAAGUGGGGCUUAAUGCAAAAGAGAAGAGACACUUUAAACUGUAGACUUUACACACCGUUUAGAUAAAUGCUUUUGUUUGUGUCUCACUUCUGUGUUUCUAUGUCAUGAAGGAUUGAACUUGGUUCGAGCCAUAGUUGAGGUUAUUGCACUAAAGCUGUAGCUUUCCAAACAUCUUCUUAUUUAAACCUGUGGAAGAAACUGGAUUGUUUUUUAGCUCCGUGUGUUAGAUAUUCUCGAGGAAACACAUCAUCAUUUCCCACCAGUUACUGAAACAGGAAGUCAUUUGAGGCUGAGCUCACAGUUGUUAUUCAUAAUUUUAGGAUAUAUGUGCAUAUUUUUGCGUUUCUUAUUAGAUAAACUAGUCGUUGUUUAUCGUCAACAUUGUUUUUUUCGUAAAUAUGUGCCUGAUAGGCCUCAGACUGUUAGCUUGUAGCCAUAAUAAGAUGAUCCCAAUGCAACUAACCCGGUGUGUUUCACUGCUACAUGUAAAUGUGGUAUUCAAAAUAAUUGAAUUUCUGCAAAAUAAAUUGUGAUGACAGAUUAUAGGGAGGGAAAUAUCCCAGUUUCACCAUCAGCCACCAGGGGGCGAUGCAGCUACAAUAACACACACAAAACCAUUUAAUUAAUAAUCCAGAAUCACCGGGGUUUACUUUUCCAUGUGGUGUAACGUGAGAGGUGUUAAUGCUUUAUUAGCGGAUAGGGAAAGUAAAGAUCGUCAGGGUUGUAAGUGUUAUAGUGUUUGUUCAUUAAACGUAUUGAAAACUAGAGAUUGUUCAACACACGUCAUGACUUUAACACUAUUGUUCGUGCAUCGUCUGUAAAUCAGCGUUUUACAUCCUUCCUCUCUUUAUGUCACACAGACAUCAUGUAUAUAUUAGGAACUGCUGUUAUGCUAUGUAUUAGAGAUUUUGGUAAUUAUUUUCUUCUGUAGAGGAGAUCAAAUAAAUCUGAACUCUUAUUUGAA